AUGUCGAGGCCAUUCCUCCUCCAGGCUACAAGGCGGGCAGUGUGUCCAAUAUCUCUACGCUCGCAAGGUCUGCGCUAUUAUGCUGCACAUGCGGCUGCGUCGCAUACAGUCUCCCCGUCGCGGGAGGCUGGGUCCCCCGAAUCAAGCUCGGCAGCAGGUCCUAGCUCAGUGCCGUUGGACGCAUUCUCAGAUGCAGCGGUAAACGGCAAUAAGGGGUCCCUCAAAGGAUCAGAUGGCAAGCGACCAAGGUCUAAGAAAAUUAAGAAAGCGUCUCGGGAACCGAGGGAAAUGCCGCCACGGACUAGUAGGACUAUCUUGGAUCCUUUCGAAGAUGAGCUUCGUCUUACCUCACUCAUCGCUGCAAGACCAUCUCCCCUUACUCUUUCGGAUAUCGAGCGUUACCGUGUGGCGCGCAAAUCGAGACAAGAGGAGCCAAGCUACGUAGAGGAGUACAAUCAGCUCGUGGACGCGCUUUGUCGUGCGUUCUCAAAAGGACAGUUAACCAAGUUUGCGAGGAUGUACGGUAUGAAGGUUGGGCCAAAACAGAAGAAGAUUGACAUUGCCGAGGACAUCAUCGAGAAGCAAUGGCAAUGGCCAUCCUUAGAGGAGAUUGAAAAACAGAAACGGGAGAGGACCGAAGUGGUCGAAAAACUCUUUACCGUUGACGCGCCUCAGCUAUUCCAUAUCUUAGGAAAAGACGGUGCCGACCUACUUCAGUUGUCUAUGGAUUACAACGUACACGUUUCUCUUGUGUCUAACCCAUUGGCCCUGAGGGUUGAAGGGUCGCCGGGGUCAAUUAAGCAGCUGAGUCGCCAUAUUCACAGUCUCAAACAAAGUAUAAUCUCAGAGACCGUCCACCUACCUUCGCGAACCGCCAUACCGCGAGAGAUGCUCCAACAAAUCUCUAGAACUGUCAACGCCUUCAUAGAGAACAUAGACCUCAACGGAAAGGUCAAAGUUUAUGCAAGGAGUACUCAGGCCCUAAGCGCAGCCAUGCGAUUUGUUGUUCGUACUGACUUGACGGCUCUAGCCUUGCGCCCCAGACCUCUGUUAUCAUUCCUCUCACAGAAGCUUAUCACGUCUGGUUCAGUUAUGCCCUUCCCUCAGUCGUAUUCCUUCUACCCUUUCCUACCGCCCCAGUCUAUGUCUGUAGGCACGAAUGCCGCGGGAUCUUUCCGUGUUCGUAGGGUCGGUCAGUGGCUAGGACCGGAUUACGCAGAGUCUUCAAGUCUACAAGAUAGAGCUUUGAGUGCAGGCACUGGCCACACAUACGAUAUCCACGGAGACGCGGCAGAGUUGAAGCAGACGCUCUUUGACGGGUCGUCUGACAAAGAGCCACCGCAAACUGUGACAGCGACUAUCGGGCAUAUCCUGUUCGCAUCCAAUGUUCCGAAACGCCACAUGAGUCUGACUCCGCCGUUACAAGGGCAGCUGCCAAUGUCCAGGAUAUUGGAGUGGAUAGCGACGACCCAUCCUAAAAUCCAGUUUAUCCCAAGGUGGGAUCCCAGUCCCUCAUACUAA
This is a messenger RNA of Gloeophyllum trabeum ATCC 11539, 1521 nucleotides long. RefSeq lists its product as uncharacterized. Lineage: Eukaryota; Fungi; Basidiomycota; Agaricomycetes; Gloeophyllales; Gloeophyllaceae. The coding region runs from base 1 to 1521 and encodes 506 amino acids. The record is from RefSeq and is a predicted model, not a curated record. The transcript is spliced from 8 exons.